GACUUUUCCGGGAAAAGGAAAGAAAAGAAAAACGGUGUGCCUUUCAUGGCGAUUGUCGACAUCGACAGCGGCUCCCACCAGCCUCUGCUGCGAGAAUCUGCAGCGGGCGGCGACCGCAACGGCAGGGAUCAUGAUAACAAGGAGAAGACGAGCUUAAGCAUGAGGGUGUGGGCUGAGACGAAGAAGCUGUGGCACAUCGCCGGCCCUGCCAUCUUUAGCCGCAUGGCCUCAUACAGCAUGAACAUCGUCACGCAGGCGUUUGCGGGACACCUUGGGGAGGUUGAGCUCGCCGCCAUGUCCAUCGCCAACACCGUCAUCAUCGUCGGCUUCAAUUUCGGCCUCUUGUUGGGUAUGGCGAGCGCGCUAGAGACGCUCUGCGGUCAAGCCUUCGGCGCGAAGAGAUACCACAUGCUCGGCAUCUACUUGCAAAGGUCGUGGAUCGUGCUCUUCCUGUGUUGCUUCUUGCUGCUCCCCUUCUACGUGUUUGCCACGCCGCUUCUGAAGCUCCUGGGGCAGCCGAACGACGUGGUGGAGAUGUCGGGCGCAGUGGCGCUGUGGCUCAUCCCGUUGCACUUCAGCUUCGCCUUCCAAUUCCCCUUGACGAAGUUCUUGCAGAGCCAGCUCAAGACCCAGGUCUUGGCAUGGGUCUCGCUGGCCGGCCUGGGGAUCAACGUGCUCACGAGCUGCCUCUGCGUCUAUGUGUUCGACCUCGGCGUCGUGGGGCUGUCUGUCGCCUUGGAUCUCUCCUGGUGGUUCUUGGUGCUCGCGUUGUUCACUUACGCCGCGUGUGGCAGAUGCCCGCUGACGUGGCCCGGCUUCUCCAUGGAGGCUUUCUCGGGGUUAUGGGAGUUCGUCAAGCUGUCCGCUGCUUCUGGAGUUAUGCUUUGUUUGGAGAAUUGGUACUACAGGAUAUUAGUACUUAUGACUGGAUAUCUACAAAAUGCCACGAUUGCUGUGGAUGCCUUGUCCAUCUGCAUGAGCGUCAACGGUUGGGAGAUGAUGAUCCCUCUCGCCUUCUUUGCCGCAACCGGAGUGAGGGUGGCGAAUGAGCUUGGAGCUGGGAGUGGCAAGGCCGCGAAAUUUGCGACCGCUGUUUCCGUGGUGCAAUCUACAAUAAUCGGUUGCUUCUUCUGUGCUCUCAUCAUGGUCUUGCAUGACAAAUUUGCGUACAUUUUCACUUCUUCCGCCAAUGUUCUUGAAGAAGUGGACACGCUCUCUUAUCUUCUAGGUGUCACCAUACUUCUCAACAGUGUUCAGCCCGUCCUAUCAGGAGUUGCUGUGGGAUCGGGAUGGCAAGCGUAUGUAGCAUACAUCAAUUUGGGAUGCUACUAUGUUGUGGGUCUACCUCUUGGGUUCCUCAUGGGAUGGGUUUUCCACUUAGGUGUUAUUGGUAUUUGGGGUGGGAUGAUUUUCGGAGGCACUGCUAUUCAAACUGUGAUAUUGGCCAUCGUAACAAUUCGAUGUGAUUGGGAGAAAGAGGCGGAGAAAGCUAAAGUGCGGGUUGCCAAAUGGUCAACUCCAACCCUUGACGAUUGAUGAAUCAGCGGCCAGCUAAAACUAAUUAUUUGAAGCUAGCUAUCAAAUCGACUGGUGUUACGAA
Messenger RNA from Rhodamnia argentea, 1600 nucleotides. Its product is annotated as protein DETOXIFICATION 27-like. The record is from RefSeq and is a predicted model, not a curated record. Gene Ontology annotation, molecular function: antiporter activity; xenobiotic transmembrane transporter activity. Gene Ontology annotation, cellular component: membrane. NCBI's taxonomy places the organism in Eukaryota, Viridiplantae, Streptophyta, Magnoliopsida, Myrtales, Myrtaceae. The transcript is spliced from 8 exons. The coding region runs from base 46 to 1536 and encodes 496 amino acids. Gene Ontology annotation, biological process: xenobiotic detoxification by transmembrane export across the plasma membrane.